Molecule: messenger RNA, 2370 nt
Organism: Paramecium tetraurelia
Lineage: Eukaryota; Ciliophora; Oligohymenophorea; Peniculida; Parameciidae
Exons: 4
Biological process (GO): endosomal transport; endocytosis
Cellular component (GO): cytoplasm; plasma membrane
Molecular function (GO): protein binding
Source: RefSeq, a predicted model, not a curated record
AUGAGUGUCAGAGUUAAACUGGAUAAUAAAGAAAGAGGUUAUUACGCUUCUUUGUAUUAAGCAGUGGAUGCUACAAAUACAGGCUAAAUUGGAGGAGCUUAAGCAGUCACAUUUUUUAAAAGGUCAGGAUUAUCAAUAGAUAUUCUCAAGAAGAUUUGGUUAAUUAGUUCACCAAAUAAUUAAACUUUGAAUAAGGAAGAAUUCUAUGUAGCUCUUAAGCUCAUCAGCUUUGCGCAAAAUAAUAUUGAGGUUUCGAAUGAUUCCAUUUAAAGAUGUAUUCCAAGUCCAUUACCAUAAUUCUAAUCUGAUACAGAAGAAAUUUACAAACUAAGACCUGAAUAAGAAAGGUUAUAUCAGAAUUAUAUAUAAUAAUUGGAUCAUUCAAAUUCCACAGUCUCAACUUAAAUGGCAAUCAAUUUAUUCAAGAAAACUCCAAUCACUUAAUUCUAAUUAUAGAAUAUCAUCAAUCUAGUUGAUCCAACCCUGUAAACAAAACCAAGAAUAACAACCCAUUCCUAUAUUGUUAUCGCCCAUCUAAUAUCUUUAGCCUCUUAGAGUGUACCAAUACCAUAAAAAUUACCAAACUCCUUAUAAGAAUACUUAAAUUAACAAAUGGUGAUAUCGUAAAAUCUUAACGUUAAUAAUCCACCUAUUAAUCCUUAACCUGCUGUUGUGCCUAAAUCAAAUGAUUUAAUAGACUUUGAAGCUAAUUUUGAUAAAUCCAAGUCUCCAAUUGAUAAAUAUAGUGCCUUCAAUUACAUGGAAAUUCCAAAUCCUGUUAUUGAGUAACCUGUCUAAUAAUAGCCAUAAGCCUAACUAGUGACAUCUCAAUCAUUCAAAAUACCAGCUAAAUCAACUUAAUAACCAAUCUUAAAACAACAAAAGUCUUUUGAUUUAAUGUUGAAUGAAAACGAUUCACAACCAUAAUAAAGUAUAUAGUAAAAUGUUCCAUAAUAAUAGUAAUAAACUGCUGUUUAAAUAUAGCCAAUUACUUAAUAAUCUAUAAAGACAGUAGAUUUUUAAAAAUAAGUUUUGCUUCAAGAACAAAUGUUAAUGUAACAGCAAUAGUUAGAAUAAAAUUACAAGGAAGCCAAUGAUCUGCUAAAUGAAUUCAAGGAAUCUCAUGAAAAGAUCCUGAUUUCAAGUUAAAGUUAAUUGGAAUCACUACAGACUUCAAAUGAAUAAUAUAAGACCCUAUUAAAAAAGAUUUCAGAUGAAAAUUAUUUAUUUUAAGAAGAACUUAAAUAAGUUGAACAGUAGAAAAAGAAACUGACAGAAUCUUUAAGUAAAUAAGCCAUAGAAAUCAAUUAAAAAUUAGGAUUGAAUAUUUAAUUAAAGCAAGAAUACUCAAAAUAGACUACUAAUACAAUUAAUGCAGUUACAGAUUACGCUAAUUAAAUAAUUGGAGAUUUAAGAUCUAAUUAUGAAAUUGAGUAAGAAAGAAAAAAAAGAUAAGAAUAAGAAAUUGUUAAAGAACUUAAAUUAUAAAGAGAUUAAAUGAGUUCAAUUUUUGAGGCUUUGACUUCUUUAUCUAAAAAUGUGAAAUAAUAUCAAAAAGAUUCCACUCCUUACUAGCCAAUAGAGACGCAUGAAAUAAAUGGAGCAUUCUCAUAAGUUUAAUAAUCAUAAAAGAGUAAAUCUAAUUAAAUAUCAUUGGAUUAAUAACAGGUUGUUGAAGUAAUGGACAACAAAAUAGAUAUAAUUGAUAUAUCAACAAAAAAAUAGUAAGAAUUUUACCAAGAUUUAAAUAAACAAGCUGAUUUGAAUAAGACAGAGUAAAUUGAUGUAUUUUCUUUAUAUAAUGAUAAAUAACAAAAAGAUUUAAUUAAAUAGGUAGUCUAAACAGAAUAGAAUGACUAAAAAUAAUAAAUUGAUUAAUUUGAAUAGUAGUAAUUUAUAUCAUAAAAAGUUGAAGAUUUUGGAUUCACUGAAAACAUUUAAGUUUAAUUACCCCCAUAAUAAUAAGUUGAAGUUAAAUUAGAUGAUACUUUGGGAUUUGAUAAUAAGGAUGAAAAUAAUAUAGGAUUUACUAAUACAAAUACUGAAGAUCUUCAUGGAAUUAAGUAAUAGGAAGAUUAAUAAAUCAAUAUUUAAUUUGAAAAUCAAGAUGAAAAACAUCAAGUAUUUGAUAUUUAAUUUGAUGAUGGAUUUGGUGCUCAUUUUGAUAAUAGAAACUCCAUAGAAUAAAAUCCAUCAAUACAUUUCGACUAAAAUUUUGUGUUUGAUUAAGGAAUUAAACAAGCAGAUGAAGUUUAAAUUGAUUUUGAUGCUAAUAAAGAGUUUGGGGGAAGUGAUUGGGCUGGAUUUGGUGAUAAUUUUGUUAAAGGAUCUCCACAAUAAAAAGAAGAGUUUUAAACAUUUAAAUGGUGA